Molecule: messenger RNA, 1828 nt
Organism: Agrilus planipennis (emerald ash borer)
Lineage: Eukaryota; Metazoa; Arthropoda; Insecta; Coleoptera; Buprestidae
Product: nuclear RNA export factor 1
Exons: 10
Coding region: 154-1734 (526 amino acids)
Biological process (GO): poly(A)+ mRNA export from nucleus
Cellular component (GO): nucleus
Molecular function (GO): RNA binding; protein binding
Source: RefSeq, a predicted model, not a curated record
GUUGAUGUCUUAUCAAUCAUUCAGUGGUUGAUGUUUAUUAUGAUGAAUAUUGUUUUCAAAUAGUUUAUCCGCUGGUAUGAAAUUUUGUUUGUAAAACAACAAAGUACAGGUGGAGAGACUUCUAAAUUGUUAAUAGGUUUAAGCAUUAAAAGAAUGGAUUUACAGAUGUCUAGCAGUGCCGUUUUAAUAAAUGAUGCCAGAGCAUGUGCUUCUCUUUUAGUAAGAAAUAGUAAACUCUUCAUCAAUCCACAAUAUUGGCAUAAAAUUACUAUUCAUAAUUGUGAAGGUAUUCAUAGGGAUGUAUUACUAAAAGCAGUUUUGGAUGCUAUACAUCCUAAUGAUUUGAUCCCAGUGCAUUUUAGAAAAGAAGAUUCCAAUGCUUCAUUUCUUGCAAGGAAUUGCAAAGCAGCAAUUGAAAAAUUGUGUCAGAACAAUUUAUUUAUUGCUAACCCUUUGAAUAACAAUUUACCUUUUAAAUUAUCAAUAGUAUUGGCAUAUUCAACAACUAAUGAUUUGCAAAUUAAUGUACAAGAUAAUGUGCUUGAAGUUCUUAAUAAAAGAUAUAAUUCCACUACAAAAACACUAAAUCUAGAUGCUUUCUACAAAGACCCAGAUUUAGAAGAGUUUUGUGUACUCUCUCAACCAAAAAUAUUAUAUUUUGUUUUACAUUUAAGUAAAAAUUUAAUUGUCCAACAUCUUAAAUUGAGCAAUAACGACAUAAGUAUUCUCAACCCUGUUGAAUCUCUUUGGGGAGUAAAGAAUUUGACUUCCCUAGAUUUGAGGAACAAUUCAAUUGAAUCAAUUAAGAAGCUAACCAUAUUGAGUUCUUUAUCAAUUCAUGAUCUUUGGCUUGAUGGCAAUCCAUUAUGUGAUGAGUAUGACGAGUACACAUAUGUUCAGGCAGUUAAAGAAGUAUGCCCUCAGAUAGAAAAACUCGAUGGAAUAAUACUUCGACAGAGUGGUUUUCCUGCCUUCCGCCGUAAUUAUCUAUGCAAUCCAAAAUGCCAGGAAAUGAUUGAUAAUUUCAUGGAACAUUAUUUUACAAUUUACGAUAAUAAAAAUGAACGCAAUAAGCUAUUAGGAAUUUACGAACAAAACGCGACAUUUUCUAUUACAAGUAGAUAUCUUAUAGGUCAAAGUACAUCUGCAACUGCUAGUUUAACACCAUACAAACUCGUGUCAAGAAAUAUUCGUACUCUAUCAGAUUUAGCGAAAAGCGAUGAAAAUCUUGUAAUGGGCAAUGAGAAAAUCAUUAAAAUAAUUCAGAAUCUUCCACCAACUGAGCAUGAUCCCUAUACAUUUACUGUUGACCUCAUGAAGUGCACAGAUGAACUUAUUUUAUUGGUGGUGAACGGCGUAUUUCGUGAAUGCUCUGACAAUCUUUCAGCACCAGAGAGAAUUUUGGGUUUUACACGUACAUUUAUUCUUGGUGCAAAUGAUAACAAUGAAUACAGAAUUAUUAACGAACAGUUGCAUGUCAGUAAUGCAACUACAAUUCAGCAACAGCGAGCGUUUAAAGUAGUUAAGGUGGCAAAAGAUAACAUUUUUACAUCUUCAUUUACCGAGGCAGAAAAAAAGGAAAUGAUUGAGGCAGUCAAAACCUUCACUACAAUGAAUAUGGAAUGGUCGAAAAAAUGUCUUGAAGAGUGUCACUAUAAUCUCCCAAAAGCGUUAUCAUUGUUCGUGGAUUUGUACAAAGUGGAUAAUAUUCCUGAAGAAGCAUUUCAGAGAUAAUUUUGCCGAAAUAAUACUGUAUAUAGAUGGAAAUCGUGUAUGAUAAGUUUAAAAUUGUGCUUAUUUGAUUCAAUAAACUGUGAAAUAAUUGUAA